AUGUACACAGUUUUGGCAUGCGGGUCGAAUGGAAACUAUCAACUAGGCCUAGAUAACAACGACGACCAGAGUCAGCUACGGCCGUCGGUAUUUUCGAGCCAGAGUGAAUUUUCAUCCACCCGAGCUGACGCAGGAACUGAGACAAGAAUAGAGGCUAAACCAAAAAAGAUUGCUUGCGGAGGGAACCAUACCUUGAUCCUUCUAGAGAAUGGAAAAGUUUUCAGUUGUGGCAGCAACGAAUAUGGCCAAACUGGACACCCGGUAGAAGAAGAAGCCUUCAUUGCCACAUUUAGAGCGGUACCGGAUCCACCCGAUGGGGCCAAGUGGAUCGCUAUUGCAUGCGCUUGGGAAUGCUCGUUUUUCAUUGACGACUACAACAGGUUGUACAGCUGUGGCAAUGGGGCCAAGGGAGAACUAGGGCUCGGGACAUCAACCAGGUGCCAGCGCACCAUUGCUCAAGUCAGGGAAUUGGGUGCUGACAUCGUGAAAAUUCACUCGUCCAUGAGCCACGUUGUUGUGCAAACGAGCCUGGGCAAGCUCUUUGGCUGGGGAAGCUGCAAGAAGGGGCAAUUGGGGGUUAUGGACAAGCAACUGGUCACAAGGGGGGCCGUUUGGGAGCCCGUCGAGUUGAACUUUGAAGCGGGAGUUGACCUGGCACAAGUGGACGAUUUCCAGACGGGAAGAGAUUUCACGGUGGUGCUUGCGACCGAAAGGAGUCAGGGCCCCAACCGACUAACGAUAUGGGGAAAGUCGACAGUGGAUGUGGAAAAAGCCAAUCGAGAAAUUGAACAAGGUGCGGGGCAUGGGGGGCUUGCCGCGAUGUGGUCGUCUGUGCAUUGGAAAUCGCUCAAGAGGGGAAUCAUCUCCUUUGGCACCGACACCCACGGCCAGCUCUUUGACUACGCGCUUCCGCACCCUGAACGUGCCCACAAGCUAGACUUUACAGUUGGAAGCGAGCAUGGUUUGCUACUUUCCAUGAACAAGGUCUACGCCUGGGGCUGGGGAGAGCACGGCAACUGCGGCGAACCGAGCCUCAAGAACACCGAUGGCAUCACAUACAACUACUUGAACCCUAUAUACGAGGGACCUCAAGAAGUCGUCCUCAUAGCAGGAGGCUGUGCCACGAGCUGGGUCGUGAUCAAAGCCGACUGA
Molecule: messenger RNA, 1152 nt
Organism: Lodderomyces beijingensis
Lineage: Eukaryota; Fungi; Ascomycota; Pichiomycetes; Serinales; Debaryomycetaceae
Source: the annotation of a GenBank genome assembly